Aspergillus candidus is the source of this 876-nucleotide messenger RNA. Its product is annotated as rRNA-processing protein NSA2. The transcript has 4 exons. NCBI's taxonomy places the organism in Eukaryota, Fungi, Ascomycota, Eurotiomycetes, Eurotiales, Aspergillaceae. Gene Ontology annotation, cellular component: preribosome, large subunit precursor; nucleolus. The record is from RefSeq and is a predicted model, not a curated record. Bases 8 to 790 code for a protein of 260 amino acids. Gene Ontology annotation, biological process: maturation of 5.8S rRNA; maturation of LSU-rRNA.
CGUCGCCAUGCCCCAGAACGAGUAUAUUGAGAGGUGGCAGAAGCUUCACGGCAAGCGACUCGACCACGAUGAACGGAGUCGCAAGAAGACCGCGCGUGAAGGCCACCAGCGCUCCAAGGAUGCUCAGAACCUUCGCGGCCUGAGGGCCAAGCUGCUCCAGCAGCAGCGCCACAAGGAGAAGAUCCAGAUGCGGAAGCGCAUCAAGGCCCAGGAAGAGAAGAACGUCAAGUCCAGCACGGAAGAACAGUCCAAGAACCCUGUGCCGGCUUACCUGCUCGACCGAUCGAAUGCCACGAACGCCAAGGCGCUGUCGUCUGCUAUCAAGGACCGUCGCAAUGAGAAGGCCGCUAAGUUCGCCGUGCCCGUGCCUAAGGUGCGCGGUAUCUCUGAGGAGGAGAUGUUCAAGGUUGUCCAUACGGGCAAGAAGACCAAGAAGAAGGGGUGGAAGCGUGUUAUCACCAAGCCGACGUUCGUCGGGCCUGACUUUACGAGAAAGCCCGUCAAGUACGAGCGAUUCAUUCGUCCCAUGGGUCUGCGUCAGAAGAAGGCCAAUGUCACCCAUCCCGAACUCGGUGUCACCGUGCAGCUGCCGAUCCUCAGUGUGAAGAAGAACCCGCAGAACCCUCUCUACACGCAAUUAGGAGUGUUGACCAAGGGUACCGUUCUCGAGGUCAACGUCAGUGAAUUGGGUUUGGUCACCACAACAGGCAAGGUCGUCUGGGGUAAAUGGGCACAGAUUACGAAUAACCCCGAGAACGAUGGGUGUGUCAAUGCUGUUCUUCUUGUUUAAUAUAUCAACUUCCAUUGGGACGUGUUAAAAGGAUUUUUGCGUUUUAUUGAUCAGUCUUUAUGUUAUUCCCUUUUUUUUUUUUUUUU